Molecule: messenger RNA, 486 nt
Organism: Protopolystoma xenopodis
Lineage: Eukaryota; Metazoa; Platyhelminthes; Monogenea; Polystomatidea; Polystomatidae
Source: the annotation of a GenBank genome assembly
GUGUUAUCUCAUCUCAACUUGAUAAUGCGCUUUAGCAUUGGUGAAUCAAUCUCAACUCCUUCCUUUGAGCCAUCAUCGCUCACAAUUUUUGGCAAGCAGACCCAUCCUUUGGCACCCAACGCUACAGCUUUAUCGUCUUCUGACGCAUCCUGGGCCCCAUCAUCCUAUUCUCUUAUGCCGAACACUGUUCAGACCCACUCAAUUCAGUCUCAAUCGAAAGUUCCACGCAGUCUACCACUAUCCUCAAAUUCCGCCUUCACAGAAUUUCGCGCACAUUCAGAUAUGGACAUGCUAAAGAAUAAAUCGGCUAUGGACGCUUCGGUAUCUUCACUUAGCCUGCAUCAGCUGACCCCACGGCUGAUCGAGUGGGAAGUUUUGGUAUCAGGUUUACUGCAUUUGGUCGGUCAGCUGUUUCCUGUUUGCUGGCUGGACGAAUUUAGACAACAGGGUAGGCGUUAUCUUUAUGAGUAUAUAUUGAAGAGCUAA